Messenger RNA from Mercenaria mercenaria, 917 nucleotides. RefSeq lists its product as uncharacterized. The record is from RefSeq and is a predicted model, not a curated record. The coding region runs from base 94 to 816 and encodes 240 amino acids. Lineage: Eukaryota; Metazoa; Mollusca; Bivalvia; Venerida; Veneridae. Gene Ontology annotation, molecular function: calcium ion binding. The transcript is spliced from 8 exons.
GUUGUUUGUCUACACCUGCUAUGUUAUAAUGUUAUAUAAAUAAGGAAAUCGCAGGUAUCACUUCAUCCACGUAGGAGUGAGUAUUGCUACAAAAUGAGCGCAUUCAUUUACGUCGUCUUCGCAUGCCUUGUGGUAAAUACUUUCGGCCAAAGCAAUGAGGACUUGGCGCGUAUCGUUUUUGAUGCCAUGGAUUUUAUCCAUGAGAAUGAUAAAAUUGCUGGAUCAGAAAAGAGCUGGUUUUUCAAGCACACCGACUGUAACAGAAAUGGAUAUGUUUCUGCGGAAGAAGCUGUGUGCCGGGGAAAAGAUAUUAAUGGUACUUUUUGGUCAGAGUUUGUAAGUUUCCUCACUACUGCUGAUUCUAAUGAUGACGGCCUUGUGAGCAGUACAGAAUACAAUGAAUUCUAUGGAAGGAUGGACUCAGACGACAGUCACAGGGUUACUUGGGAUGAAUUUAUUCUUCGUUGGAACGAGACCUUAAAAUGGGACUUGGCGCAGAUCGUUUUUGAUGCUAUGGAUUUUAUUCAUGAGAAUGAUAAAAUUGCUGGAUCAGAAAAGUCCGAGUUUUUCAAAAACACCGACUAUAACAGUGAUGGAUAUGUUUCUCAGGAGGAAGCUGUGCGCCGGGGAAAAGAUAUGAAUGGUACUGUUGGGGAAGAGUUUGUAAAGUUCUUCACUUCUGCUGAUUCUAAUGGUGACGACCUUGUGAGCAGUACAGAAUACAAUGAAUUCUAUGUAAGGAUGGACUUAGACGACAAUAACAGGGUUACUUGGGAUGAAUUCAUUCUUCGCUGGACCAAAAGCUUACAACUUUAAGCUGUAACGGAAGUGUGGAUAUAUAUGGAAAUGGACAGUUCAACGAAUUUUUCUCCUAAUUACAAAAGUUACUUGCAUUAAAUAAAAAUAAUUCUUUUGGG